Messenger RNA from Stomoxys calcitrans (stable fly), 9473 nucleotides. Its product is annotated as homeobox protein 5. Bases 197 to 6379 code for a protein of 2060 amino acids. Gene Ontology annotation, cellular component: histone deacetylase complex; transcription regulator complex. The transcript has 11 exons. NCBI's taxonomy places the organism in Eukaryota, Metazoa, Arthropoda, Insecta, Diptera, Muscidae. The record is from RefSeq and is a predicted model, not a curated record. Gene Ontology annotation, biological process: negative regulation of DNA-templated transcription; regulation of transcription by RNA polymerase II. Gene Ontology annotation, molecular function: transcription corepressor activity.
CCGAUCGUCCAAAAUUAGAAAUCAUCCUGAAAACAAGGCUCCUACAACAACAUCCAAAAUACCAAAAAAACAGAAAAGAACCAAACAAAUCAUCAGCUUCAUCGUCAUAGCCAUCGUCAUCAUCAGCGUUUAGUGUUGUUGUACCACCACCACAACCACAACCACCUCCUACUCCUCGUCCUUGCCUGCCGUCAUCAUGGCCACAAUUAAUUCGGUUACGAAAAGUAUUCACUUGCCAUUGACCACAAGUCUGUCGUCUGCGCCCCGUGUGCUAAUGUGUAGUGCUUCUGUGGGCACUGAGGCUUCAGUGACACUGCAUUUGCGCGAUGUUUCAAGAGAUGAUUCCAAUCAAUCCUCAGCAUCAUCAACAACCGCAUUGGCCGCAUCACAUCACUACAUCAGCAAUCACGGAGGAGCAGCAGGCAACGCAUCGGCAGCAGCAGCUACAACGACAGCAACUGCAGCAGCAACACUGGAUAAUGCAUUAACCAUUGGCUAUCCCGAUCCAGAAAUGUUGGCCGAUGUCCUGGGCACAUUACAAACAGCAUCUUUGAAAAAUACAAAUGCCAAUGGCGAUAAUACAAAAUUGAAUGCCUCCAAAGUGAACAAUACCAGCGAUACAAUAAUCCAUACCAGUUUAAAUAGUUCUUUGAAAAAUCGCAUAACCAUCAGUAAACGCAGCUCCUCCAACAAUGUAACCAAUAUCAGCAACAGCAGCAACGGCUCUGGCCCCAAAGAUUAUCCCAAAGGAAGUGCGGCGGCAUCGUCGUCAGCCACCUCGGUACAAACGGUAUCAACGUCCACCAAUACCGGCACAACUACUGUGAAUAAGACCAACAGCUAUAUUAAAAAUUGCCUCAUACGCAGCAGCAGUUGCAGUAAUACUACCAACAUCACUUCCCUGGCUCAGAUAAUGAGCAAUAGUAGUACAAGCAGCAGCAGCAACAGUAACAACAACAACAAUAACAGCAACAACUCUUUGAAUUCCCUUAGCAACAACAAUAACAACGGUACCAUUGGCAGCACUUGCAACGGCACCGGUAGUCUAAUACAACAGCUUAACAGUGUUGGUAGCAGCAAUUGCAAUACCCCCAGCAACAAUAGUUGCAGCAACAGCAAUUUCAGCUCCAGCAGCAACGAUAGUUGUUUUAGUUACAGCAGCAAUAGCAGCAGUGGUAAUUCUUUGGCCCGCAGCAUUACAUCGCUGAGUCACGGUACAAGAAAAGUUCCUGGUCCAUUGGCAACAUCGCCGACAACAGCGCAAGCAACAACUAAUACGGCAACAUCAACAACUAAUAAUCCACCGAAAAUCUUAAAGAAGAGUCGCACAAAGAUAUCGGCGCCAAGUCGUCACGGACCACAGCAGUGUCAGAUAUGUAAUAAAAUUUUUGGAAAUGCAUCAGCGUUGGCCAAACACAAACUGACGCAUAGUGACGAGCGGAAGUAUGUUUGUGUUAUGUGCUCCAAGGCAUUUAAGCGACAAGAUCACUUAAAUGGGCAUAUGAUGACACAUCGGAACAAAAAGCCAUACGAAUGUAAAGCAGAAGGUUGUGGCAAAUCAUACUGUGACGCACGUUCCCUACGUAGACAUACCGAAAAUCAUCACGCGGGCAUUAUAACACCACACCAAAAUCAAACCUUAUCGGCGGCUGCAACAACCAACAAUAAUUCCAAUUCCAAUCUUAGUUUAUCACCAGCAACAGCUAAUGGCGAUGCCAGUUCACCAGAUGGUGCCACCUGCCUAGGAACUUAUCUCUCAAAUGGAGGCACAGUGGUAGAUGCCGCCACUGGUCUAGCUCUUACUGAAGAAGAAUUAAAAGCUUUAAAUGUCCCACUGAAAACAACCGGAGUAACACUUUUGUCACCCACCUCGAAUUCGACCUCAUCAACAAUGUCCUCGACCAGCAGCAUAACAUCGGGGGCACCAGCAGGAGCCACCAUUACCUUGACAGAUAACAGUGGCAAUUUAGAAGGAGAUGGUCUGACACGUGAACAAUUGGAUUUGAUCAGUAAAAUUAUGCGACAAACCAAACAGACAACGGCACAGGUGACCGUAUCCUCACCCACUAGUUCCCAAUCCUAUAAAAUCGAUACAAAUCCCCAACCUCAAAUGUCGGCAGGAGGUGGCCAAGUUCAGACACCCAGACCGAGAACAUGGAAUAUGCAAUUGCUUAAUUCCUCACAAAAUGUUGCCAUUACGGUGGAUGAAAUUCCCCACGAUACUGGCGGUGGCGGUAGCAGUCAAGAAACCCCACCCGUAGUCACAGCUAAGGUGAAGGAGGAAGAAAUCGAGUUGGAUCUUAAUAAUGCCAUGAAUCCCAAUCUCUUUAACUUGGUCAAAAUCGAUCAAAAACCUGUGGAGUGUAAUUUAUGUCAUCGCAAAUUCAAAAACGUACCCGCCCUCAAUGGCCAUAUGCGUUUGCAUGGUGGCUAUUUUAAGAAGGAUCCCGAAACCAAGAAAAAUGAGAAAAAGGAAAACAAUGGACCACCCCUACAGACGGCAAGCAUAGGGGUUAGGGCCUUGAUAGAGGAGAAAAUUAUUAGCAAGCGUAGCAAGGAUUUGAAUAAGGGAGCCUUUGUAGUACCAGCACCACCCUCAAACAAUUCGGCUCAAAACAAUCCCACAACCCAUAUACGACGCUCAAUUAGCGAUUUAGAUAGUUUUCUAAAUCCCAAACAAAGUGUCAGCAACUCGAAUGGGUCCCAGCAACAAACACAGAAUUCCAAUCAAGCCAUGGCUACGACAUCCACAAUCAAAAAUGCCACCAAAACCUAUAUACAGGUGCAGGAUAUGAAUUUGCCCCAAAGCAUAGAGAUUUACAGCACUAAACAGCACCAGCAGCAGCAACAACAACAACAGCAGCAACAAAAGACAAUGACUAAUAUAGGUGUGGGUACCAACACCUCGUCCACAACGACCUCUGCGGUCACGUCCAAUUCAACGAAAGCCUUGGCAGUCAAUAGCUCCCAGGCAUCAAUAUCUGUGUCAACAGCAGCAGCAGCAACAACGAUAAAUACAACGACAACCCGUUCCACAUCGACAGACCCCAAGGAUUCGACCCUUAUUGAACUGUUGAAGCGUGGCACACGCAUAGCAGUCACUCAGAAACAGACAAAUCCUAAUGUUCCCUUGGGUGGGGUGUCCCGUCAAAUCAUUACCAAUAAAAAUAACUGCAGUGUCAUAAUACCCUCAGAGGUUCAGGUGGUUUCGACCAAGGGCAAAUUAAAGAAACCCCUCGAAACGGAACAUUUGCAAAUCGGCAAUGCCACCAAUGUUACCCUGGCCGAUGGUACACCUCUAUCGUUGACCAUAGCCCAAGGUACGGACAGCAACAGUGAGGUGUAUACAGUGACUUACACUAGUGAUGGCAGUGGCCUCUUUGGAGACUCGGAGGUCUAUAAUGUGGGUGAGGCGGAGAUGUUGCUGCAGACUGUGGAUACCAUGCAGCUGCUAAGUGAAGCCGGAGAACCGUUGAAAGCGAACGACACCAACUCAGCAACCUCUGAACAUUCCGAACAAUUUGAGAUCAUCGAUGUCAAGAUGGAAAACGGUAAUGCCGGCAGCAUUGAGCAGCAGACGCAGCAGCAUCAGAAUAGCUGUCAAACCACCCAAACUCUUCCCAAUUUCCAACAUUUCCAUUCCAAAGAACUCAUCAUACAGAAUUCAGCUCUUAGCCAAAAUAAUUUGAGGGCCCACAGUCUGAAUCUGCCCGCUGGUGGAGGAGAUCUGAAACAUCAACAGUUUGCCUCCAGCCUUAGUUCACCCUUACACUCACCACUGGCCUAUCCCACACCGCCCAGCAGCCAUGAAAAUGUCACUCAAACCUCGCCCUACAUUGAGGACACCCACCAUUUUAGUGAUAACCAGAAUAUUUUCUUCAAUGAAUCCCUGUUGAAUAGCAGCGGCAGCAGUGUGCACAACGAAGAGUCGGACAGUGAUAAAAUUUUAAAAUUAAAAAGUGUUCUGGAGGAUCAUUCCUUUGAUGCCAACAUCAAGGUGGAGGACCUUUUAAGUGGCUCGGGGGGACCCGAUACUGAAUGUGACCUAAGGGAAUUUGCCGAAGCCAAUCUCUCAUUUCUGGAUGAGGAUCAAGAGUUUCUCAAUGAUUCGCGCAAUGCCACCUCCCCACUCUCCGAAUCCUUUUUCACCAGCGGCAUAGGCUCAGCCGAAGAAGUAAAGGAGGUUUUGAGAGAGGUGCUCACCGAGGAUCAGAUCAAUUUGAACUGUGAAAGUCAACAGGAGAAUAUCAUAGAUUUGUAUUACCUGCCCGGUUUGAGUCUGCAGUCGCAAAUGAUGCCCAACUCCGAGGAUCCCCUACUCUCAUCGUCGCCCAGAGACUUUGGGGGACAAUUGAAGAUAAUCAAUUCCAUGCAGCAACAACAACAGCAGCAGCAACAGCAACAAAUCCAACACAUUCCUCAGCAACAACAGCUGCAACAACAACAGCAGUUGUUGCAACAAAAUCUUAUUUUCCCCCAAACACCAGCGAAUCCAACUACCAGCCAAAGUCAACAGCCCAGCCACCUGAAGCUGGCCUUGGACUCUGCCCCACAGGUGUCCACCAGCGAAAUGAAUCAAUUGAUAUUGAAUCUACCCUCGAAUGGCUUGGUCACCAACCCGAAUGCGACAACAACGAUUCACUACAAUGUACAAACAAUACCACCACAAGUACAAAACUCACAAAAUCCUUCUUCCCAGACAUCCCAACAACACCACCACCAGCAUCAGCAGCAGACGCAGCAAUUUAUGGCUUCUUCCACCACAAACAACAACCCGACGAACACCUCCAAUCAUCUAAACUCUCUUAAUGAGGCCUUAAUGCAACCGAUAAUAUAUGCCACCAGUGGUACCACCGACAAAGUUGAAAUUAAAUUAGAACAGAACCCCGAUAACAAUCCCAGUAUAUUGCUGCAACAACAACAACAACAACAGACAACCAACAAACUAGUCAAGAAUCAGUCAAGUUACCAUCAACCCGCCAACUCAAAUGUGCACUCGCUACAACCAUUGUCGAAUCAGACAAAUUCAAUACUUAAAAGACGCUUGAAAGCCGGUGGUCAUCAUUCAUUUGUGGACUCAUCCUCCGCGGGCCAGCCUGCCUAUUCCAAAUAUCAGGCUCUGUCGCCAUAUAAAUCGAAAUUACGCAAACCCUCGCGCACUCAUUACACUCCCUCACCCAUACUCAAUCCAGAGCGUAAGGGUAGCGGUUUAUAUUGCAAUGUGCUCAAGCAAUUGGGUUGUUCCCUCUUGACUUUUGAUAAUUUCGAUGAUUUCGAUGAUGAUCCCGUGGGUUUAGUGGACUUUUCCGAUGAGUCUAAGGUGAAUUUGGGUUCAGCAUAUCAAGCCUCAAUACCUGCCCUCAAUGAACGCCAAAACAUGGAUGAGAUGGAAGAAACGCCCACCUCAGAUUUGAUGUGGAACCCCGAUUGCCAGAGUGAUGAGAAGAUUUUAAUGCGUUUCAUUGAUUUGAGUAAAUCAUCUGCCGUGCCCUUGGGCAGCCAUACAGAAGAGGUGGCCCUCAAAACCCUAUUGGAGGCUCAAGGAAAUACCGCCACAGCUGUUCUAAGUCUUUUGCAAAAACAAUCGAACUCAUUCCAAAUGAAAUGGUCAUCACAGGAAUUGGAAUGUUUCCUCAAGGGAUUGGAGAGGCAUGGCAAAGAGUUUAGUAGAAUUUCCAAAGAGCUCGGAACGAAAUCCACAGGUGAAUGUGUACAAAUGUAUUAUUUCUGGAAAAAAUUAUGUGUGGACUAUAAAGUGACCCACCUGAAAACAGAAACACCUCCCCAAACGAAUCAUCAUGCAGCCGAUCCCAAGCCCUAUGUAUGUGAAAUUCCCGAUUGUUCAGCGAGCUUUUCAUCAAAAGCCGCCCUGCAUGGUCAUACUCGCAUACAUACCUACGGUCGCAAUCUGCAAAGCCAACAUAAUAACAGUAACAAUAAUAGUAACAACAACAGUAGCAACAGCAACAACAGCCAACAUGCUAGCACCUCCAAUAAUAGCACCACUAAUCCCAAUGCAACAGCAUCCACGCAAGGCUCCGCUAAUCACGCCAGCAAUCAGCACCAGCACAGCAAUCCCUUGCAUAGCGCCAGUGGUAGUGUUGGUGCUAGCACUGGCACCACUAAUCAGGCCAAUGGCAAUCAUGCAGGGGCUGCGGCUGCCAAAGAUCCCAAUAAUGCCAAUAAAGACAUAACCGAAUUCCCCUGCAAGGUGUGCGGCAAAGUAUUCAGUAAAAUCAAAAGUCGUAGUGCCCACAUGAAGACCCAUCGUGUUACGGACAAUGAAACCUCGGUACAAAUUGCUAAUAAUCAAAAUCAAGCCCUGCAACAGCAACAGCACCAUAAUCAACAGCAACAACAACAGUCAAUACAACCAUAACAGAGAUUUCAAUAGAAAUACAACAAAAAUCAAAUGCAAACUGCAACAAGAGUAGCAGCAAAAAUACAAAUACAAAGUCAAGAAAAUUCAGAAUUCCUAACAAUUAACAAAGAACAACCACAACAGAAAAAUCAUAAAGAAAAAAAAUAUAUUAAACCCAAAUACAUUGUGUAGCAAAAGUUAAAUGACAAUCGCCAUUGAAAAGAGAAAAACACAAACCACAACAACACUCAAACUAAAUUAAACCCAACACAUUUAUUACUAUUAAAUACAUUUUAGUAUUCUACUAAUUUAUUUUGUUGAAACUCUUCACAAGAAUGGCAAGCAAAUAAUUUAAAAUAAAAAAAAAAACUGGAAAUCCACUGAGAGAUUAACAAACAAUUUUAAUAUUGUUAAUAUCUGUAAGUCAGCAUUUCGGAAAUCGUCUUCACAUCGAUUACUUAAACCAAACAGCUCCAAAUACAAAAAAAAAAGAAUAUCAAUAAAUGACAUUUAAAAACUCAAACAAAUAAAAACCAAAUGAAUUAGCCUAAAUUUUUUAGUUAAAAACAAUAAUUAAGUAGUUCUAUAACAUGAUAUUAGGCACGAAUCGUUUCUUCUUAAGUUCUAUUUAAUUUUCUCUGGUCACUUUAAAUGUUCUGCUAUUUCUAAUUUAUUUAUGUUAAAUAUACUUACAAGUGAUAAAGAGUGAGAUAUAAUUACACAUACACACACACAUACACAUACAUCUACAUAUAUUGAAAGUAAAACUUAUUUAAAGAAUUAAAACACAAUGUUUUUCAUUUCUAUAUAAGCUUAAUUAUGGAAAAAUAAAAAAAAUAAUAUAUGUUUUUUUUUAAUAUUUUCAAAUCCUCCUAAUAGUUAUGUAUGUAUUUACAAUAUCUAUCUAGCUUUUUCAAUUGAUUUCUAUAAUUGUUGUUUCAUGUUUUUAUUCUUAUAUUUAUUAUGAAAGUGACUUAAUUCUUAAUUAUCUUCCAUUUGUAUGUUUGUAUAUAGAAUUGUUAAGUCUUAGAUUAUCAACACUUACAAUGCCAAAAAGACACUUUAUUUUUCUUGAAUCUUCAAGAACAAUCAACCAAACACAAAACAAUAAUCAAAGAAAAACAGAUAAGAGAGGUUUAUUUAACAAAAAUAUAGUUUAAGUUUAGUUGUAUCUACUACAUCAUGUGCCAAAGAUUACUGGUCCUAGGUCAUAACGGUGAGAGUCUAUUUCAAUGUUUUGUAAUGUUAAUUUAGUUUCUUUACUUUUCUUCUUCCAAAAGGUUUGCGAAAAAUUCUAAAACUUAUGCUCUAGUUAAAACAAGGGCUGAGAAAAUAUUGCUUGCCCAAAAACAAAUAUUCUGUCUUCUAUUAGGACAAAUUAUUCCGAUCCCAAUUAAAGUAAAGUAAGUAAAUACAUAGAAGGGUUUGAAUUCCCCUGUGAAAGCGUGAAUACAUUAAGUAAACAAAUGUUUAGUUAGAAAUGAAGUGAAACCAUUAGAUCACAAGAAUAGCUAAAUCCAUUAGAGCACAACGAUAGCUUAUAUGAAUAUGUCAAUUGGGUAGUUAUCAUAGAUUAAUCUAUUUAAUCAAUUUUUCAAGGAUUUUCAAGUUAUUUAUUUUUUUUGUUUUCUCAUCUCUGAUCAUAUCUUUUUCAUGUCGCACAUUUUUCGUUUGUUUAUCAUAUCGUGCCCAAACUGCCAAAAAGACGUAAGUACCAAAUUUUGACAUUUUCAGUUUUUAAUGGGAAUUGAUAAUUUACGACCGUUUCCACCUUCGGCUUGUACGGCUAUAAUUCAAGCCGUUAUGAUUUUACAACAAAAACUAUUUUGAUGUAAAUGUUAUUUUAAUUUUGGUUACUAAAUUCAGUGACAGCAAAAGGCACUUACAUUAUUAUCGCUGGACACAAGUACUCAAACAAAUUAGGCAAAUGCAAAUUUUACCCAUGAACAUUCCACUAAGGAACAGGGGCAAACUUCUCACAAAUCAAUGAGUGCAGUCCGAUUCAAGUUUAAGCUCAAUGAUAAGGGGCCUCAUUUUUAUAGCCGUCUAUAGAGUCCGAACGGCGUGCCGCAGUACGACACCUCUUUGGAGAGAAGUUUUACAUGGCACAAUACCCCACAAAUGUUGCCAGAAUUAGGAGGGGAAAACCACCGCUGAAAAUUUUUUCUGAUGUUCUCGCCAGGAUUCGAACCCAGGCGUUCAACGUCAUAGGCAAAAAAUAUGUAAGUUAUAAUACUAAAAUGUAUUAUAUUUGGAAGUGAAAUACGAUCGAAUGAUUAAAAGUAGGGAUAGGUAUCUGAGGGGCGCACUACCCUCACAGAAACCGCCAAAGGGAUAUAUUGUCCGAUCGGGAGAAUAUUGGACUAAAAAUGCGAAUCUUAUAUUCAAAUUUGGGGUCACCAAUAAACCCAUAUUGGUCAUCCGUGAUAAUAUGGAACGCAAAUAAAAAGUUUUUGAAAGUAUAGUGCGAAGGUCAUAUCCAAAUUUGGGCACACCCAAAGAAACUCCCCAAGAUGAAAUUAUGGGUCGAUUGAAAAAUAUUGGAUUUUACUUAAACUACUUUGGGAAAAGAUUAGGGAUUUGAUAUUCUGGGACGAAAGAAGCUGAGCGGCCGAAAAGGAGUGGAACUAGAGGGACUGCUCAAAUUAAGCCAUUUAACAAACAAUAUCCGGUCUUGAUAAAAAAAUAAAAUAUUCGACACGUGGCAGCAAACAUACUAAUUGCGGUUUAAUUGGUAACUUGAAAGAAUAUAUUGGGCAACUAGAAGAUAUUUUCUAUUCGUAUAUUUAGGUAGUCAAACCUACAAAAUUUCACUUUUUUAACGGAUACAGGUACAACUUUACAAUAUAUAUUGGGCGACCAAACGAAUUUUUCAAAAUCGUGCAAUAAGGUAUUAAAACGUAUAAAAUGGUGAAUUCUUUACGAAUUGGGCUAAAGCACUCAAAAUUAGGUUACGAGUAAACCUUAACAGUAUAUAAUGGUCGGUUCGAAGAAGUGUUGUUAAUUCAUUCAUUUAGGUACUAAACAUACAAAAUGGUACCUUUUUACUCGGUGAUCUUAAGCUCUUAAAAUUAAUGAGACAUUUUGAGCGAACAGAAUAUUUUUUUUUAAA